CGUCGCGAACACGCCGCGCUCUUAAGUCGCGCUCGUUCGAAUUACUCGCUCAAGAGUUCGCUAAAAAAAAAACAAAUCGAGAAACGAAAAAUUUCAUUAGCCGAUGAUCGCGCGCGCGCGCGCGCGCGUUUAUAAACGUCGGUCUUCGCCGAUCAGGAGGCGGUUUGAGUUUCGCGGCACACCGGAAGCGAGCUGGGUCCGAGGCUUGGUCGCUCGCUGUCCGUGGAUGUGAACCUUUGUUUUGUACAAAAGUUAUGGCUGCCAUGUCUAGUUUUCGAUUGAUGUUUUCCGUGGCGAGACCGAAUUCUCGUGUUUACCGCGGUAUUUAAUAACGUGAGAUCGUCUUGCGCGACGCAGCGGUGUCGUCCGUGAUGUGAGCGAGGUGAUCGCGCACGUAGUUUCGACUGCCUUAGUGUCAUUUUCGUCGAAAAAUGCCUGUGUUUACAUCCGAGUUACGAGCGAGCUUCUGUAUUCCUGUCACAUUACGUUCAUGGUCCACGGUCCUCAAAUAGCCAAAUCGAGAACUAGAUUUGGUGAGGAGGCCAAGGUCGGCGAGGAGGAGGGCGGCCAACCGUUCCUGGACCAGUCUCGCGACUCGCUUGCGAGUUUACAUUUGGCGUGCGCUCGCAAGGCCACCAAAACGUCGACCCCAUCGGUAAUCAAGUUAUCGGGGGGUGGAACAGGUGGCAGUGGGGAGCAAUUGUCCCCAGGGCCUGGCCCACCUCCCCCGUCAGCGUCAUCGUUGGCCGACGAUGGUGGCGAUCGCAGUAUCAGCAACGAGGAAGACGUCGCUGCAACGACGACAACGACGACAACGACGACCACGACGACGACGACGACGACAAACAAUGACGAAAACGUGCAAAUGGCCGUUUCGGCAGCAAUCGAAACAUCCAAAUCCGUGGAAUUGGAUAAGAAAGGAAGCGAGCAGGAAACCACCGCCAUGAGUUUUGUUUUACGCCUGGACGUGGAGACGGCGGGAGCGACGGUUGCGUCGGAGAACACAACGAAGAACGACGCCAAGAGCGAGGGACAAUCAUCAUCAAGUUUGCGCGAACGGGAGACGUGGCGGUCUCAGUGUCCCUCGACAGUUGUUACGGACACCGGUACGACCACAACGACGGGAAUUAUCGCAAGCGACAACGACACUGUAGCUACAAUCGCUAACAGUAAAUCGCAGUUGUUACAGUGUGCGGAAGACGCGAGCAGCAAUUCGCAACAGAUCACGGCCAUCACCACCGUGUCUGCUAUCUCGACGGUCAAAUCCGUGGUCACUUAUCCGGUCGCGAAAGGCGCCAGGGAACAGAGGAUCGCCGGCUCGCAGACCAACACCACGCCGGUACUGACAACGCGCGUCAUCUCGCAGAAACUACCGUCGUCGUCCAAUCUGAGUCUAGCACAACAACCCAUUCCCAUAACCACUCUCAACGUUUCCACCAACACGUCUAAUUCAACGUCCUCGCCGUUACCCUCGAGAAGCGGUGGCAUUUUGUAUCCUGUGCAGAGUACCGUGAGCAACACGGUACAGAGCAAUCAAUUGACGAAGAAUCCGAGCGCAACUCUGAUGGGAAGCGAGGUCGUCGUUCACGGGAAACAGCAGCAACAGGCAAUGGCGGCGACGGGCAAUGCGCAGACCGGCGCGAAUUUGCAUUCGAAAUUCGUGUCACAGGUUUCCGUUCAGCAGCACAUCGUAAAUACCGCCAUACCGUUUAAGAAGGCAAUGGCCGCGCUGGAGGCGACGAAUCUUCAGAAAAUCGUUAAAUCGACGUUUCCGAACAUCGUCGCGACCGGUCAGUCCGGACCCGGUGUUAACGUGACGCAGAAAGUCAAGACUGUAGCGAACGCCGCCAAUCAACAACCCGUCGGGGUUGUGCAACGCAACAAUUCCUUAGCUAGGAUACAGAGCGCGCAAAAAUCGCAGGUGUUGAGCGGCACGAUCAAUCAGGCGGGUAUUAACAAUCAGGCGAACAACGCGAAUCUGCAGAAGGUUCAGCAGAACAAUCCGACGUUGGUGCAGAAAACGAUGCAGGUCGUCAACGCGACGUUGAACACGCCGCAGAAGGUAACGUCUGUCUGCAACACUCAGAAAAUCCCGUCGCAGCUGCCGAGCGGCGGCGGUCACCUUCCCAAUCACAAGACGCAGCAGCAAUACGGGGGCGGCAACAAUCAGCAACAAACGGGUGUGCAGAAGUUGCAGGGUCCGUCAAAAACUCUGGCGAUGACCAGGCAGCAGCAGCAGCAGCAGCAGCAACUCGUCGCGCAACAGAUCAACAACACCUCGAAGUCCGGCGGCGCGCAGGUGGGUGGCGCGCAAAAGUCUCAGAUGCUCGGACAGCAGCUUCUGAUGGCGAGCCAGCAGCAGACGCAAACGUCUCAUCAGCGAUCUCAAACAACAACGACCGGAUUGCAAAAGUCUCAAACGCUGACGACGGUACAGAACACCGCCAAUCGGCUGCACACCGCGACGAGCAAGGUGUGCAAGAGCAACAGCGUUCCGAAUGUGUCCAAGAUGUCGCAGCAAAAUUCGAACGUGCUUGCGGUCGGAAAACAGCAGCAGUUGCAAAUGCAAUCAACGUCGUCGACGCAGUUGCAGCAGCAAAUUCUGCAGCAGCCGACGACGGUAGUGCAAAAGACGCAGCACCAUCAGCAACAACAACAACAACAACAGCCAGUAAACGCGAGCAAUCUUCAAGCUCAAAGAAGUCACAGUAUUACCAAUGUGCAUCCAAAAGUGAUCUCGAACAUAUCGAACAAUCAAAGGACUCAGACUGUGAUGAAUUCGAAGGUUCAGCAGCAGCAGCAACAACAGCAGCAGCAGCAAAUGGUGACGAGAGUAGGUAUGCCGAAAAAUCAGUCGCAAGCUUCGCAGUCUACGACCGGUCUGAAGAACGUCUCGCAGAAACUGGUGAACCCCGUCAAGACUACCGCGAAUUCCCAAAACAAUGUCGUUCAACAAUCCGUGCAAGUGCCAAGAAACAACAAUCCCCAAACUCUGAAGAUUAUUCAGCCCCAGCAGCAACAGAUAGGUCCGCAGAACGCUCCGCAGAAACAGCCCGGAUGCAUCAAGACCAUUCCGCCGCAGAAACCCGUGCAGAGAAAUCACGCGCAGAAGGUGGUGGGCGGAGUAGGAGGAGGUGGCAUCAAGACGUCGCUGAACACGAACAUGACUGCGUUAGCGAAGACCCAAGGUGGUGGUCCGCCGUCGACGCAGAUCGCGCAGAAGACGAGCAUCAAGACGUUACUGCCGCAACAAGCGACGGUAAUCGCGUCACCUAACGUGAUAGCGACGCACAAACCACCGCCGCCGGGUGGUUACAAGAUCCAACAGCAACAAGCGAUGCAACAGAAGACGAUGAUCAUGACGCCUACGUACACCCAGCAGAUGCGGCAACCGGCCGGACAGAUAAAGACGUUGCUGCCGGUUACGUCGACCGCGAUCGAGCCUCGCAAAGACGUCGCCGAGACUAAAAACGACACCGAGUUCCGAAUGUCGACGGACGAAGAGCAAAACGCUCCCAAAUCGCCAGCUAGAAGAAUGCCGCUUCCUUACGAGUGUCUGCAGUUCGUUCUACAAGACCACAAUUACGGAGCGCCGCCGCCGCGAACGCCAUCUCCUUCGCCGUCUCCGUCUCUGUCGCCGGCGCCGCACGCGAAGCAACAACCCGUCAACGGCGCGGGCAGUUCCACGGCCGUCUCGCAACACCCCUUCAUUUUCAGUUCAGGAGUUGCGCCCAACGCCAAUACGGAAGACGACGCCGCGAGCACCAUAAGCAGCGAUGCGGGACGAGAGGUGGAGCCGGAAGGCGAGGAGACCGAAACAGCACCGGAGGGCGAAGGAGACGACGAGGAUAGCGUCACCAGGUGUAUCUGUGACUUCGAACACGACGAUGGAUACAUGAUUUGUUGCGAUCGGUGUUUAGUGUGGCAGCACGUCGAUUGCAUGGGCAUAGAUCGUUCCAACAUUCCCGACGAGUAUCUCUGCGAGAUAUGCAAGCCGCGACGAGUGGACCGACAGCGAGCUCGGGCUCUGCAGAUGCGAAAACGCGAGGAGCUGCUCAACUCGGACACGUCGUCCGACACGUCGUCCACGAGUUCGGCGGACACGGACGUGGGCAACUCGGCGCCGAACAACGCCGCUGCCGCCGCGACCCAACAGAAGAAACGACCGCUCGCGCAACAACAACAACAACAACAACAACAACAGUCGCAGGUCCCGAGACGCAACAAGACGGACACGUCCAACAACGCGCAGUCCACGCAGGUGCGGAGGUUGAACAACAACAACAACAAUAACAACAACAACAUCGCGAAACGUCAGAGGAGAGACUCGAACGCGCGACAGUCGAGCUCGGUUCGCAAGAAGGAGAACGCUACGCAGAAGCGAGGACCCGGCAAACGCAAAGCCAAGAGAAGAAUGAGUCUCGAGGACAAGGAGGAAGAUAUGCAGGACGCUUGGGGCAGCAACAUGGCGCCUCUUAGACAGUGGAUCGAGAGAUACGAGGAAGCCGUCACGAAUCACUACAGUCCCGAGUUACGAGCUAGGAUAUCGAGCAUCAAGGUCAACGGCACUCACAACGAUCUCAGGCAGAGCAACAUGAACGUUGCCGCUACCGGCAAGUGCAGACUCAACGUUCACAGUACCAAUCUCAGAUUUCUAGUUGCGACGAUGUAUCUUCCACCGAACACACCGGUUGUGGAGUUGCGGGGGAAAUACAUGCUGAGCACGCAGCACCGGUCGCAGCAUCCUCAAGGCGGCAGGCAGCACACCCAACGACCGGGACCGUUCGUGUUCUUUUACCGUUUGCCCCGCGACGGAACCGAGGUGUGCGUGGACACGCGGACUUACGGGAAUGACGCGAGGUUCGUUCGGCGCAGUUGCAAACCGAACGCCGAGGUUAAGCAUUGCAUCGAAAAGGGCACGCUUCAUCUCUACAUCGUUACGACCUGCGCGAUCGAAAAGAACGCCGAGAUCACGAUCAAGCACGAUCAGCACGAUCUUUUGUUGUCGCCGAAUCCGAACUCGCCGGCUGCGCUGCCUGUCGCGUGCGCGUGCAACAAUUCGCGGGAGUGUCAAAUCGCGAACGCGGCAACGAGCCAGCUGAACAGAAGAGGCAGCAACACCGCCCCGACCGAUAACGUCGACGGCAGAGAACGAAGACGGCGAGGUAGAAGAAACACCGUCUCGGAGGAAGUUGAGCCCACGUCGUCGUCGUCGGUAGCUUCCACGAGCGUAACGCAAGUCAGUCCGGUUGUGACGUCGUCUGUUUCGUCGUCCGUGACCACCGCGCCGCCGAAAAGAACUGUCACGACCACGGCCGUGACUACCGUGACGACUCGUCAGGUUCCUAAGGAAGAUCCCGUGGUGACGAUAGCAGCGAGCGCGCAGCCUCAGACGUCCCCUAAUCUGACUCAGUCGGUAGCAACUUCCGAAACCAAGAAAGAUAAAAAGAUGACGCGAGAGGAGAGAAAGAUGGUGGCGAUCAUGAAGGCGUUCGAGAGACUGGAAAAGGCGGAACAAAGAAAACAAGAGGUGCAGGCGAGAAACGCGCAACGAAAGGAAUCGAGCGGACCGCACAGCGACAAUGAAGACACACACUCGACUAGCGGACAAUCCAAGAGCGGCAAACAGACGAACUCCUCCGAAAGACCGCUGCGGCGAAAGAGACGGAAAGGUCGGGCGAGAACGACGAGCUCGUCUCAGAGCAGUAGCCGAAGAACGAGAUUGAACUCGGCCGAGUCCGACGUGUCUUCCGGAGACGAGAGCAAUUCCAUGCAAUCGCCACCUUUGCUGAGCCAGAAUCGUCCGCCCAGUCGGGACAUUUCUUAUUCGUCGCAUCUUCACACGUCGACCAAGGACACAACAGCGGGCGACGAUGUUAACAACACCACCGGAUCGUCGUCGUCCGGUGGUCAUCAGGGAAUCCCAACCGCGGCCGGUUUGUUGUUGGCUCUAGCGAACUCGAACGCUCCCGGUCCUCCGAGUUCGCCUCCGUUGCAGCAACCCACUCCCGUCAAGAGUCCCACCUGCGACAGCGGAGCCAGCAGCAGCUCGCAGAGCUCGACACCGUCCACACCGGUGUCAUCCACCUGUCUGCUGGUGGCUGCCGCGGUCGAUCACUUCGCGCCAGGUUUCAAAUUUCCAAAAACGAAGAAGGUGCUGAUGAACGAAUGGCUAAAGGAGUCGCCCGAUCCACCCCAAACGAACAUACCUCCGAUAUCGCCUUUGCCAACGACCGCGCCGGCGUUAACGAACUCCAUGAAUCAUCCGCUGUGCGGCAGAUCGUCGGACUUCGCGUCACUUCAGACGAACGAUCCGUCAGCGGAAUUUCUGUCGCAGAGCUACGCCGCCAAAAGUCUAGCCACUCUCGUCCAAGCCGCAAACUCGGUCGGCGGGAUGUGCGACUCGCCGCCACAGCGCAGACAGCAACAGACGGUCGCAACCGCCGCCAAUAACAAUCACAACAACAACGGGGGCAUCGGCGGCUGUCCGGCUGUUGUGUCCACGGGGGGAUCGGCGAAAAAACGAUGGUUGCGACAGGCGAUAUCCGAGGAGUGUGACUCGCCCAACAGUCGUCCGGAGACUCCGCCGUCGCUCAGCGAGACCGUUGCGCCGCCCAAAAAACGUAGAAUAGCUCGGGAGAGUUUGUCGUCGGACAAUUACACUCCGCCAACGACACCCACCAUGUUGCUUCCGACUGAAACGUCGUCUAACAACAAGACACUUUGUUCCGCUGAGGAUGAUUACACGGAACACGGACAAUCGCCUGUCGUAGAACAGAUUGACGAGAGACGUUAUUCGACGGAAUCCGUGAAGGAAGAAGCUAAUGUAAAUACACCCGUAGAUUCUGACGAAACAGUUGUCCGAGAGAAACUUUCAGUCGACGUCUUUCCCCAAUCGAACUUUUACAUAAAGCAAGAAAAAAAACCGGAAUGUUCGGAUGUCCCAAAAACGGAGGAGGUGUCUCCUUUUCCGGGUGCGGAAAAUGUCGCGAUAAAAGAUGAGAAUAAAUUAUCUCCGAAAUGGGAGAAGUGCUGCGAGACCGAUUACGACGAGCCGUUGGACGAGAAACUGGCCGCGAAAAUUCGAGAGGUCGUCGAGAGAGUGUCGCACAACAACGAAUUGAACGCCAACGUCGUCAAAGAAUCUCCCGUGAAAAUGGAGGAACAGCAGCAGCAGCAGCAGCAGCAGCAGUUCGAGGCUAAGGGCACUGUCGAGAUAAUCGACAACGAGCCCGACAUUGAGAUCGAGGAAUUCAGUUCUCCGAUCGCCGACAUAGAACCGGACGCGAUUCUGAAGCAACGAGUGGCCGACAUGCAGCUUGAAUUCGGCGGUCACAUAGCCGAGAUUGCGAAGAGCGAGAUAAUCGAGAAAUCCGACGAGGAUAAGAAGAAGCUUCCGUCCGAAGCUUUCGUCAAGUGUCAAGUAGUUGCGGACGACAGCGCGUCCUUCGACGAGUUCGACGUCGAGGCCCAGAUGAAGAAGAUCACGGGCGACGACGGGAACGAUUACCGUGAGAAGAUAGACACGAGUUCGGAGAAGGACAAGAGCAUGGACGGUAUAGAGGGAUUGAUGGAGAGCUCGAAGGAGGAUUCCGAUUUCGAGGACAAAGACGUGGAUGACGAGAAUUACUGCGAAUCUUCCUUCAAGUUCAACAUCAGCAGCGAGGAAACGUCUUUCAAAGAAUUUGAUGCCAAGUCCGACUCGAACGAUCGUACCGUCGUCGUAAUCGCGGAGAAUAACGCGAGAAAAACCAUUGACGUUGUCUCGAAGGAUGUUGUUGACGAUCCUCGGGAAUCCUCUCCGAAGGAGGAAACGUCCAAGAAAAUCGAAACGUCAUCAUCGACCUUCGCCGCCGCGUCUUCGGAAGACUCGAUCUUCGAAUCGGUUUCCUCGGAUCCGAACACGGAGUCUGUCGAGGAUCCGCCCAAGAUAUUUCAAUCGAUACCGCCGUUGAGCGAGCGCAUUCGCAAGAAGAACGAAUCGUCGUCAACGUCGCAGAAAACGGCGGUCAAGAUGGAUUUCGAAGCGGCUAUAAUAGAGUCAACGAUAAAUAUGGAAACGAUAGACAGAUCUCAGAACGGGGAGGAAAAAUCGAUGCUGUCGACCGCGUUGCGCGAGCUAUUGGAAGCUAAACUGGACGACGACGACGACGACGACGACGACGUAAUGCCGACGGCGGUCGAAGUAAUGAAAACUGACAUUGAUAACGAGAUUAAUACGUCAUCGCAAGUAACUCAAACAAAAUCAUCAGACUCUCCCGAACGUAGUUUAGAUACGGUACAACAACAACAACAGGACGCGAUUCAGGAACUCCCGAAGCCAACCCCCGAAGAUACUCCCGUCAAAGAGGAGGAGACGAAACCGAAGGAGAUAAAACGAUUGAAAGAUCCGAGGACCGUCGUGCCGAAUAGCAUGCCCGCGCCUCCGCCUUUUAAACCAGAUCUUCCCCCCGUUAAGCGCAAGCUGUCCAUAUCCGAGUAUCGCAAACGGAAGCAACAGUCGUCCGGAGGAACCGGUACCGAAGCGGAAUCGUCCAACGACCCCUCGACCGCGGACAAGAGCGGGGCGCGAGGCAGAUCGGACAGUGCGAGCAGCGGUACAUCUUCUCUGAGUUCCGACGAGGAGGGCACCAAAGCGUCGCACUCGCUCGACGCACCGUCGACCCUCGCGACAUUAACACUCUUCUCUAACGCUUCUAACGAAACCGACGAGAAGAAAGGAGAGGAAGGUGCAAUCGGUUGGUCCGCGGCGCCAACUUUAGUGGAACGCCAACGAGAGAAUCUUACCGAGAGAUUGAAACGCGAGUUCGGACUGUUUCUCAGCGACGACGAAGAGGAGCGAGCUCGCAAACACGGUCUGACAGCUGAGGCGAUACUGAAGACGCACAAGUCUCCGCCUCAGUCGUUGGUCGCGAGCACGGGCCCGCCGGGCGCCGCGUAUCCGGGAUUGAUACAGUUACCGCCUCAGCCGUACAUACCACCGCCCGGAUCCGCGUCUAUACACUACCCGCAGUUCCAGAACAAACCCGGCGCGGUUCAGUAUCCGAACUUCGCCGUGUUGCCCCCGGCGACGGUCCAACAGCCGGUGCCGGCGAUAUACGGCGGCGCGCAACCACCUCAAGCGGGUGGUGCGGUCGCCAAACAGUCGCAGCCAUCGCAACCGUCGCAGCAGCAGCAGCAGCAGCAGCAACCUCAGCAGCAGCAGCAGCAGCAACCUCAACAGCAGCAGCAACCUCAGCAGCAGCAGCAGCAAUUCCUGGUGCCGCAGACGGUUCAGGCCCCACCGGGUUCUAAUCCAUAUCCGCCGCAAUUUGUGCCGCCGCCGCCGCCGCCACCGGGAACGGGACCGAUCGUGCCCAUGCCCAAGUUCUCGUCGGCGACGCCGCCGCCGCCGCCGCCGGGCACUCAGACGUAUCCUCCGGCGUCGUCCGGUCAAACUCCAAAGUCGUAUUUCAAUCACCCGGCGCCGAGGUCGUAA
Messenger RNA from Pseudomyrmex gracilis, 9478 nucleotides. RefSeq lists its product as uncharacterized. Gene Ontology annotation, molecular function: protein binding. Lineage: Eukaryota; Metazoa; Arthropoda; Insecta; Hymenoptera; Formicidae. The transcript has 13 exons. The record is from RefSeq and is a predicted model, not a curated record. Bases 491 to 9478 code for a protein of 2995 amino acids.